This is a messenger RNA of Oryza brachyantha (malo sina), 3830 nucleotides long. Its product is annotated as DNA annealing helicase and endonuclease ZRANB3. Gene Ontology annotation, biological process: replication fork processing; DNA repair. Gene Ontology annotation, molecular function: ATP binding; endonuclease activity; ATP-dependent chromatin remodeler activity. The record is from RefSeq and is a predicted model, not a curated record. Gene Ontology annotation, cellular component: nuclear replication fork. Lineage: Eukaryota; Viridiplantae; Streptophyta; Magnoliopsida; Poales; Poaceae. The transcript has 25 exons. Bases 118 to 3579 code for a protein of 1153 amino acids.
CCCGCCCUCCUCCGACCAACCGCCCGCCCAUUUCCCGAACCCAACGCGGCCGACGAGCCGAACCCUCCCUCAAUGACUCCGUGCUCCCGCAGACCUAGCGCAGGGGAGGUGUAGCCCAUGGGGAUCACGGAGGAGCAGCGCCUCCGCAUCGAGGCCAACCGCCUCGCCGCCCUUGAGAGGCGCAAGCGCUACGCGGAAGCCGCCGCCGCCGCCGCCGAUGCCGAUGCCUCGGCGGUGUGGAGGCUCGCCAAGUGCCCAAGAUUCGCUCCGCCUCAGCCUCCGCCGCCGCCGCAGCCCCCGGUGGGGUUCAAGGUGGUGCUGGAGGUGUGCAGCCCCGAGGAUUUCUCGGUGGCGGUGGGGCCCGCCGACGGCGUGGCCUACCCCGGCGAGGCCGAGUGCCUCCGCGCCGUCCAAGAUUGCGUCGCUUCGGCUGUACCAUUCUCUACAACACAAAGUCAAAGCGGCCAUCUUUUCUCUGUCUUUAAGCUCAUGGAUCAUGAGCUGGUGUUAAAAUGCCUGAAGAAGUUGCCUGGAGUUGCUGUGCAAGAUAUACCUUACAAAACAAGGAAUGUUAUUAAGAACCUCCCUAAGUUCUUUGCUGAAAGCUGCGCUUCUGAUAAAGAAGUUGAUGAGCUUCUCACAAAGUUGCCACAGCACUUGCGAGAUGCACUCCUACCCUUUCAACUUGAAGGUGUGAGGUUUGGGCUUCAAAGGAAUGGGCGGUGCCUUAUUGCAGAUGAGAUGGGGCUUGGUAAGACUCUCCAGGCAAUUGCAAUAGCUUGCUGCUACAAGGAUGAGGGCCCCGUGUUAAUAGUGUGCCCAGCUGUUUUGCGCUAUACAUGGGCAGAGGAAUUGGAAAGAUGGGAUCCUUCAUUUCUGCCGAAAGAUAUUCAUCUCGUGUUUGGUCAUCAAGGCAGUCUUGAACGUUUAGGAGCUUGUCCGAGGGCAGUGGUUAUUUCAUAUCAGAUGCUAAGCCGCCUUCGCACAAGCAUGAUGAAUAGGAGAUGGGCACUGAUGAUUGUUGAUGAAUCGCACAACAUUCGCUGCACACAGAAAAAGCAUGAAAAAAAUGAGACACAAGCUGUACUGGAACUAGCGCCAAAUAUCAGUCGCAUUGUGCUUCUCUCUGGGACACCCUCUUUGUCAAGACCUUUUGACAUCUAUCAUCAGAUAAACAUACUAUGGCCCCAUUUGCUUGGCAGCGAUAAAUUUGACUUUGCAAACAAAUAUUGCUUGCCACAUACUGUUCGAGGCUUCAAGGGGAGAACUUACCGGGAUUUUUCAAAGGGUGUUCGGUUGACAGAGUUAAAUGUUUUGCUCAGUCAGACUCUCAUGAUUAGGCGCUUGAAGGAGCAUUUGUUGAAUGAACUACCUCCCAAGCGUCGGCAGAUUAUUAGGUUGAAACUGGAUGCAUCAGAUAUCAAGACAGCUACAUCAUCUUGUAUCAAAGGGGUGAACACUAGCAAUGAGAUUCCAACAAUUGUCUCACCAGACAAUAGCAAUGACUGUGAGGAGGUGAACUUGGAAGAAGCUGAUUGUUGCAAGAAAUCUCCAAGGGACCUCAGUGCACAAGAAAUUGGUAUUGCAAAAAUACCUGGGUUCAGUGAGUGGUUCUUAAAUCAUUUCAUAAUGAAAGAACCAGCUGAUAAUGAUAGUCUGAACUCUCAGUCUUGCCAGAAAACAAUAAUUUUUGCCCAUCAUUUAAAGGUCCUAGAUGGAGUGCAGGUGUUUGUCACAGAGCAGGGGAUCAAGUUUGUCCGCAUUGAUGGCAGCACAUUUCCUAGGGAAAGGAAAGAUGCUGUCGAUUCUUUUCGUUUAAAUCCAGAGGUAAAGGUUGCAAUUAUUGGAAUUACUGCUGGUGGUGUUGGUUUAGAUUUCUCAUCUGCUCAGAAUGUUGUUUUCGUGGAGCUCCCAAAAUCAGCUUCAGAGUUGCUUCAGGCUGAGGAUAGAGCUCAUAGGCGAGGUCAAACAAAUGCUGUCAACAUAUAUAUAUUCUGUGCAAAGAACACAUCAGAUGAAUUACAUUGGCUUCAUUUGAACCAGAGUCUGUUCCGGGUCUCAUCAUUGAUGAAUGGAAAGAAAGAUGCUAUAAGAGAGAUUGAGGUUGAUCAAGUUUACCACCUUGAGGAAAGCAGUAAAGCCGAGGGAAAAACACAGCAUUUGUGUCUUCCUUUGGAGAAUCAUAAUGCAGAUUGUGGGAAUGGACCAGAACAGAAUUUAGAAAGUGAUGAUAUGUCCAUUGAGAAUCUUCCUGGCCUCAAUGAGAUCGAUUUUGAGUCAGAUUUCUUCAGUAUUAGGACAAUUCCUCUUCACUUUGAGGAUGAAAGCCUUCAUACAGUAAUGCAAAGUAAUCCAUCACCAACAGCACGUGAAGAAAUAGCUUGCAAUAGUUCCAUCUCACAAGCUUCAGUUGUUUGCCCUUCAAUUUCAAGCGCUAAAUCAGUAAAGGCUCGUCGGAGGCUUUCUGAAAUUUUUCAGACUUUAGGCCUUCCGGCAACUACGGAUUGCCAUAUUCAAGUGAAGUUUCUGCGAUUUGAGGUUAGCCAGCACACAGGCCGAAUUCAUGUGUACAUAUGUGUUCCUGGGCAUGAUUCAAGACCCAGACCACUUUUUGAAAACUUCCUGCCAGAAGAAGUAGAUUCACCUUUAUGUUCUGAUAAUGCCAAAAAAGCAAGAAAUCUGCUCUUGAAGAGGGAUCCUGCAUUUUGCAAUACAUUCAAAGCAUUCGUGAAGGAAUGGUUGGCGUUAAGACCAAUUGAGCAGAAGAGACUACUGGGAAAGCCCUUACAGCUUCCCUUGAGCCUUGAGUUGUGCUACCAGAACGAUAACAUCAACCACAGCACGAAAGGGUUGCUUAAAGGGGGGAGUAAGAGGCGUGUAACACCAUUGUGUGAUGUUAGUAAUCCUUUGCCAGAGAAUGCUGAAUGGAGAAAUGUGGUUUUGCAUAAUGGAACAACUAAAGAGAGAGUGUACACUCAAGCCUGGACUGUUCACGAUGAACCUCUCUGCAAAUUAUGUCAAGAACCUUGCAAUGGAGAGAUUGCAAAGUCACCUGAAUAUUUUGAAGAUCUAUUCUGUGGUCUGUCUUGCUUUGAGGUGUACAGAUCAAGAACUAGUAACAGAUUCUUGCGGAAGGAACUAUUUGAAGUUGAACAUGGUAUAUGCUCCAAGUGCAACCUAGACUGUCAAAAGCUUGUCAAGCAUAUCAAACCCUUAUGCAAGGAAAAGAGAGCAGAAUACAUUAGGAAUGUUGCUCCAAAUAUUGCAGGAAGAUCAAAAUUGCUAGAUAAGCUUGUCCGUGAGCCAAGUGAGGGUAAUGCUUGGCACGCAGAUCAUAUAGUACCUGUAUAUAGAGGAGGAGGGGAAUGCACACUUGAGAAUUUGAGAACUCUAUGUGUGGCUUGUCAUUAUGAGGUCACAAGGGCACAGCAAAAGGAGCGAAAGGAACUGACAAAGAGAGCUAAAGAGCUUUUGAAAAACACCGUUAAUAAUCAGCAGAAGGAUGAAGCAAGUGAAGCAGCAGAAGAACUAGAUGACAAAUAUUUGCUGGUUGCUGUCCCUGGCAGUGCCUACUCCUGAGUUUGGGUGGUCAUUCUUUCAAAGAGCUUCAAUGUUCUGUGUAUAUAUUUUUUGAAUGUAGUCAGUCAUGUGUUGUUGCACUCGUGCAUUGUAUACCUUUUGGUUGCGAUCUGCAACUAUGUAGUGGGUUCUGGAAUGAUUGUGGGAAGAGGAAAGGAAAUGGCAAUUUUGUUUUUGCUGCCCACUGUGGCUCUAUUAUUGGAGGCAGCCAUAGGGAAGGCGAUGUGUUUUUCGCUUUUGAAAAAUGAAAA